CUUGUUCCUCUUCAUUAAGGAAACCAAAACACACCUUCUUAUACUUCCCAUCAACAUCUCCCUUCACUUAUAGCAUGAGGGAGAAAAAAAAAUCAAAACCACCCAAAAAAGAAAAAAGGUAAGAAUUUUGUGAAGAACAACAAAUGAGGAGCAUUACUACAACAAAAGGAGAAGCAUCAUCGUCAAGAAAAAGCUCUAAAGGGCAAAAUGAGACAACAAAAAAGACAAGAAUUAUAAGAAUCAUAGGAAGAUGUUUGUUGAGUGUAAUAUUUCUUGUUGGUCUUGCAAUGGUCAUAUGUUGGCUUGUCGUGUUCCCCAAAAAUCCUCGUUUCGUUGUGGAAACUGGCAAAGUAAUAGCCCAUAAUUCAACUCAUAAUAUGCUCAAUGCCACCAUAGCUUUCACUGUUAAAUGCUACAACCCCAACAAAAGAGCCUCCAUUUAUUUGCACUCUAUGAGGAUGAUAAUUACUAGUAUGGGCCAGGCAUUUUCGUCCGCCAUGCCGAUGUUUAUGCAGACUCCUGGAAACCAAACCGUCUUGUCCCCUGCUGUCGAUGUCAACUUCGACUACCCAUUUGGGCACCGGGAAGAGAUAAAUCCCGAGCUUCACUUCUCUGCUGAAAUCAGCUAUAGUGUCGGGCACUGGACGUCGAGACCUCGGUUGCUCCAGAUCUAUUGUAAUAAUCUCUUGCUGAGGAUCAAUGAUACUAGAACUUUUGAAAAUACCAAAUGCAAUGUGGAUCUUUGAGAUCUGAUAUAUUUGUUUAUGUUAUUCUUGUUGAAUAAUCCAACAGAUUUGUAACCUCAAAA
Molecule: messenger RNA, 808 nt
Organism: Cucumis melo (muskmelon)
Lineage: Eukaryota; Viridiplantae; Streptophyta; Magnoliopsida; Cucurbitales; Cucurbitaceae
Product: NDR1/HIN1-like protein 26
Exons: 2
Coding region: 144-746 (200 amino acids)
Biological process (GO): defense response to other organism
Source: RefSeq, a predicted model, not a curated record